UUGAUACAGUCCUCAGCAGACGUUUGACAAAGAAAAUGUAAUCCAGGUUUAGAUCAAGUUUUCAAUCAACUUUUCACAAACUUUGGAACGUCUCCGUGCUCUUUACUUUCAUUUAAAUCAGUCAAAAAUGGAGUGGAAACACUUGCUUGUUUAUACUUCUCUAUCCGAAAUCAUUUUAUUCGCGUGUUUUUUCUUGUUCAGUUGACUCAAAUAAAGGUAAUUCUGCGACAAGUGCGUGCUGAUAAUUCAAAGACUAGAUCAAAAGAGAAGUACCAUACCUCCAUUUUAUGGAUGCAAAAAAGUAUACAGUCACCGUGGAACGGAAUGAUUUAUGGAAUCAUACACAUCAUCAAAAAAUAAACAAAUUAAGAGUAAUUUUGUACCUUUGUACGAAUAUUCAUUAUUGAACUCGCUGUCAAAACCAAAAUAUCAUGUGCUGACGUGCAUUCUUUUCUCCAAAAAUAUUUCAAUAUUUUCAACUCUAAAAUUUAUAAAUGGAAGGGACGGCAAACUUUCCAUUUUGAUCCCUAUUAACAUGUAAGAAAAACCGAUGAAUUGUCAUAUUUUCUUCUUGAAAGUGCAUUUUUCUAUCAAGGGAUUAUCGAAAUAAAUUAUUUUAUGUGCUUACUGUUGAAAAAUCUAAUCGGCACAGCUUGAUUUGAAGCAAGAAAUUGUACUUUAAUUUAACCUCAUGAUAAAUAAUCACAAAAUAAGGAAUAAUAGUAUCCGUAUUUUGUGUAUACUAAUAGUUUGGAAUGCUUCGACCGCACGGACCAAUCCGACCACCACACACACACAAAUAAAAACAACGGAGCCAGUUUCAACUUCAGAGGAUUCACGGGAUAAGCUAUGGGUGACGCUGAAGCCAAAAAAACUCCGUACGCCGAAGCCACCAAAAACAACGACGGAGCCUGUAUAUUACGAGCACGCCUCCGACAUGGUAAACGAAUAUGAAGACUAUGAUCCCUUGACUGAAAGCCCGUAUAAUGGAAUCGAUUAUCGUGAGCAACUCGUCAAGCACCACGUCGUACCUGAUUUUAUUUCAGUCGUCCCUAUAUAUACCCUUUAGAGGUAUGGUAUAGUUCUCAGUUUUUGUAGCAACUAUUCUAGGUGGCGGUAGCCAC
Messenger RNA from Bemisia tabaci, 1124 nucleotides. NCBI's taxonomy places the organism in Eukaryota, Metazoa, Arthropoda, Insecta, Hemiptera, Aleyrodidae. The record is from RefSeq and is a predicted model, not a curated record.